Molecule: messenger RNA, 4687 nt
Organism: Eleginops maclovinus (Patagonian blennie)
Lineage: Eukaryota; Metazoa; Chordata; Actinopteri; Perciformes; Eleginopidae
Gene: fmr1
Product: fragile X messenger ribonucleoprotein 1
Exons: 15
Coding region: 363-2198 (611 amino acids)
Biological process (GO): regulation of filopodium assembly; positive regulation of protein phosphorylation; negative regulation of translation
Cellular component (GO): postsynaptic density; membrane; cytoplasmic ribonucleoprotein granule
Molecular function (GO): translation regulator activity; protein homodimerization activity; mRNA 3'-UTR binding
Source: RefSeq, a predicted model, not a curated record
GAGACGUCACAUGGAGAGAGGCAGUAGCUGCUUCACUACUAAUCACAUAACAUUAACAUAACUAGCUAGUGCAAGCUAACACAGCCUGCUACAAACUCGCCUUUGAUUUACCACACAUCCGGAAUUGCAAAUCAGCACGAAACAAACGGACGAUUCGUAGACAGUGUAAACGAGAAACACCACUACGGUCACAUACAGUUAUCGUGGCCUCUUGUUUGCAUCUUUGCAGGCUAUUUGUUUAGCUAGCGAAGCAACCGAUAGCAAACUCUGCCUUGGCUAGCGUCAGGCUAGCCAGCUAGCUAGCUAGCUACUUACAUCGCUAACGGUAGUUAGCUAGCUAGCGAGCUGUAGUAACUUGCGUCAUGGAUGAACUAGUCGUGGAAGUGAGGGGAACAAGUGGGGCCUUUUAUAAGGCCUUUGUGAAGGAUGUUCAUGAAGGAGCGGUCACGGUGGCAUUUGAAAACAAUUGGCAACCAGAGCGCCAGAUCCCGUUCCAGGAUGUUCGUUUUCCUCCUCCAACUGGGCUCUGCAAGGAUAUCAAUGAGAGCGAUGAGGUCGAGGUGUAUUCCAGGGCAAAUGACAAGGAGCCAUGUGGAUGGUGGCUGGCCAAGGUUCGCAUGGUCAAAGGAGAGUUUUACGUAAUAGAGUACGCUGCAUGUGACGCGACACUAAAUGAGAUAGUGACGCUGGAGCGGCUACGGCCGGUCAACCCGAAUAAACCAGCCACCAAAUCCACCUUCAUCAAGAUCAGACUAGAUGUACCUGAGGAUCUACGGCAGAUGUGCUCCAAGGAGUCAGCACACAAAGACUUUAUUAAGGCGGUCGGAGCGUUCAAUGUCACCUACGACUCGGAGAAAAAGCAGCUGAUCAUUUUGUCCGUGAAUGAGGUCACAACAAAGCGGGCCAACAUGAUGAGUGACAUGCACUUCAGGAGCCUCCGCACCAAACUGUCACUCAUGCUGAGGAACGAAGAGGCCAACCGACAACUGGAGAGUUCCCGACAGCUGGCGUCACGGUUCCACGAACAGUUUGUGGUUCGCGAUGAUCUCAUGGGUCUUGCCAUCGGGACUCACGGGGCCAACAUUCAGCAGGCGCGUAAAGUCCCCGGUGUCACUAACAUAGAUCUGGACGAGGAGACAUGCACCUUCCACAUAUACGGAGAGGACCAGGAGGCUGUCCGUAUGGCGAGGAGUUUCCUGGAGUUCUCUGAAGAUGUCAUCAAAGUUCCCCGGAACUUAGUAGGGAAGGUGAUUGGCAAAAACGGCAAGCUAAUCCAGGAGGUGGUCGAUAAGUCUGGGGUGGUUCGAGUUCGUAUUGAGCCAGAUAACGACAAGAAGCCCUUAGCAGCCGCAGCCGCAGCAGCAGCAGCCGCAGCAAUAGACGAGGGAAUGGUGCCAUUUGUGUUCGUGGGGACCAAGGAGAGCAUCUCCAACGCUACAGUACUGCUGGACUAUCACCUCAACUACCUUAAGGAAGUGGAUCAGCUUCGUCUGGAGCGUCUUCAGAUCGAUGAGCAGCUGAGACAGAUAGGAGGCGGAGGUGGCGGAGGAGGGACGGGGCCCCGAAACCUCAAAGACAAAACCUACGUGUUCGAUAACGGCAUGGGCAUGGGGAUGGGGAUGGGGAGAGGAGCAGGAGGAAGCGGGGGAGGAGGAAAGCCCUACGGAGGAGGGGGAGGAAGAGGUGGAAGAGGGCGGAGAGGAGGAGGUGCGGCCUUUGCCUCAGGCACCAACUCGGAGGCAUCCAACGCUUCCGAGACGGAGUCAGACCACAAAGACGAGCUCAGCGAUUGGUCGCUGGCCCCCACCGAGGAGUUGAUGACCGGAGGCGGAACCCUGCCCAGACGGUCAGAUGGGAGAAAGAGAGCAGGCGGAGGAGGGCUGCGGGGACGAGGGGGGAGAGGAAGAGCCGGGUAUAAAGGUGACGACAUGCAGUGGAGCGAGCCAAGGCCCCGUCACAUCAGAGACCCCAAAACGAGAGCGCAGGAAGAGACUCUACAGAUCCGCGUGGAUGGUAACAACGAGCGCAGCGUGCAGCACUCCUCAGGGGGACGAGGAGGAGGGCCUUCCUCCUCCCAGGGUGGCAACAUGGCCGGGGGCGAGGGCCCGUCCCGACACCACCAUCCGAGACCCAUCAGAGACCGAGGGCUGAAGAAGGACAAACAGGACGCUCCUCCGCUGGUGAAUGGAGUGUCGUAGAUGCACCACUGGAGGACCUUCACACACACACACACACACACACACGCACAUACACACACACACACACACACACACACACACACACACACACACAGGCAACUCAUCAUAAACCAUUGUAGAGUCUCUCUCUCGCUUUUUCUUUCUCUGUCUUUGUCAUGAAUACACAUAUUUCAUCAGCAUGGAGUAAGAGUUUACCGUAGUGCAGAGUAUCUGCUGGUCCGCUCUGUUGAGGUCUUUAAAUGUUCUGCUCCGGUUUGUUCCUGACUGAUCUUCUCUGGACUGACAAGUAAAAGAAACAGUACUUUUUGGACAAAAGGAAAAGAAGAGAAGCUCAUAUCUCACGGAGGCAGUAAGCCCCAACAUGCUCCCUUCGGUUUUUGUUUUUUUAAUCAACUGAAUUGAUUUGGUGAUGGAUGAUUUCGUUUUUUUGUCACUGCCCUGUUUGGACUUUCUCCCACCUGAAAAAAAUGAAGGAGAUAAUUGGUGCAAAAAGAAACAGAAUUAGACUGCAACACCGGUUCCUACCCGUCUACCGGACAAUUUGAGAACGUGUUUUUACUGUGCACUGUUUAUUCUCGGGGUGAUCUGGCAGCACAGUUUUAGGGGUUGGCUUGACCUGUUUCCCACAGGUUGAGAAUUUAUUUUUGGUGGCUCUAAAUUGCAAAACGAAUACUUUGAAUUCAACAGAUACAUGUCAAAAUACAAAAUAUUUUUCACUUCUAUAUUUGGGAAACAGGGCUUUUAGGCUGGGAGAUGUUUGUAGAGGGCACUUUUAACAUUUUUUGGGAUAGUCAUUUGAACCCUGAUCAGCACUUGAGCAGGUUAAACCUGUCUUUGGGAUCAGCAGUAGAAAGGAGUUCUGAGUCCAUAUUUAAGGUCAUCUAUGUUUUGUCUCGUUUCCAAGAUGAUGUAAAAUUCCUUAAGUUUCUUGGACCAAGCAUGAAUUCAACAAUGUAGUAGGUGUACCAAUGGGGAAACAUAAAUCUGAGGCACUUUGAUGCAACUUCACUGUAAAAAAGCUUUUACGGAAGUGAGGAAACUAACUCCUAAGCAAACAGGGUACAAAAGGUCAUGCACUGCUGUUAUAUUUCAAAAUAAUAUGAGAAAAGGAAAUGUGACAAGGCAAACUGACUGGGAAUCCACGCAAGGCAUAAGCAAUGGUCAGAAAUGUAUCGAACCAAAUAACAUUUUUUAAGUAGUCUGCCAAGACCGACACAAUUGUUUAUUUCCCCGUACAAGCUCUGUAAGUGACAAAGGAAAGCUCACAGUGAAACUGGGAGCUUUGAUAAAUCAUCCAAAUCUGUAAUAUUAAAAACCUUGUCAAAUGUAAACAGCCCAUUAUUUGUGAGAUUCAAGGAGCACUGUUGAGAUGAUGCUCCUCUAAGGUGCCAGAGAAAAACUAAAAUAUACCACGGAGUCCCGGACUGUCUGAUUCUCUAUGUGAUUGGCCUAACAAACAGCUCGAUAGAGUAGUUUCUGCAGAUCUCAACUAUGAUAAAAGGAUUCUAAAUUCAGCCUACCUUUUUCUGAAACCGGUAAAACCCCUACAUUCACAAUCGCAAAGAAACAGUGACUCAUGACUAAUGCCUUAACAAUGGUCAUGAAUAAAAGCUGUGUGGUAGAAAGAAUCCAACAGUCCUGAAACAUUCAUGGCACCAAUUGUCCUAGUUAUUCCCAGAAGCCCUUGAUUCCUUCUUUUCGAAUGAUUCUCUAAAUCCCUUUGGAAGCGUUGCUUAGCCUCACAUAUUGCAUCUUUCUCAAGAACAGUUAUUCCAAAAAACUUCUCAACCCUUAGCUUUUGAUUAUUCUGACCCCACAUAAAAAGGCGAAAAAAUACACUCUUCUCGCCAUGUUUACAAAAAUAACAUCCUUAUGUUAAUAUCUGCUUCCUUGGUUUGGAUCCAUUCCAAAAUCUCAUGGGUACCUUCUUGACUCAUGCUACACCUUUUACAUCUUUUACAAACCUUGAAUGUCAUUUAAAUUUGGCCUGUAGUUGUUUUUUAAUCCUGCUGAUAAACUGAGAUGCUAACUUUGUAGCGUCAGCAAUAAAAUAAGCCCACACCACAUAUGGCAUGUCCUUGGCUCGUCAGCAAUACACCCGCCAAGUGGAAGUCCAAUCAGAUAAACGGUUUUGGAGAAAAUUGAAGGACUGAUAAAGACUCCUUCAAUAUUGGUUAAAUACUCAUAAUCUCAUACAAGACUGAUGAGUGAGAUACUUCACAGGGAGGGCUAAUGCUAAGCUUGAUGUCGUUCCACAAACUUACAUUUAACUCUUGCUUUCAGACAAACCUGAUCAGGUUGCAAGGCGGCAACAUUGUGAAUGUAGAACUCCUGUCACCUGAUCACUCAAACUUUUCUUUAAUUUAUGAAACCUUUGUAUUUAACCUUCUUGUUUUACAGUUAGAAAACCUGUUUGAAGUAUUACUGUAGAAGAAUCAACGGUUCAUUGAGUUAUUCCUUGACAAAAUAAAAAUUUGGUGUAAGUUUUA